CAUUUAUUUUUUAUCAAUAGCAGCAUAUAUCUUCUAAAAAUUACUGAGUUCGAGUGUUAAUAUGUAUAAAUAAACUUUUAUUUAAUAAUACUAAUUAUUAAAUCUAUAUAAACAAAAAUAUAUAGUUUUGAAGUAUAUCAAACUAUUUUAAUAACAUCCAUUAUGUCAAUGACUCUUAAUACAGAUUAUAAAUUUCCUGAUGGUUUCAUGUUUGGAGCGUCCACUGCUGCUUACCAAAUCGAAGGAGCCUGGAAUGAAGAUGGAAAAGGUGAAAACAUAUGGGAUAGAAUAGCUCAUUUUCAUUCAAAGUUGAUUCAAGAUAGUGAAAAUGGUGAUAUUGCAUGUGACUCUUACCAUAAAUACAAGGAAGACGUAGCGCUUGCAAAAGAUUUAAAUUUGAAUUUUUAUCGGUUUUCAAUUUCAUGGACUCGUAUAGCACCAACCGGAGAAAUGCACAAACUAAAUCCUAAAGGAAUAGAUUAUUACAAUCGUUUAAUUGAUGAACUACUCGCAAACAAUAUUGAACCACUGGUUACGAUGUACCACUGGGAUCUUCCACAGUAUCUUCAAGAUCUUGGAGGUUGGGUUAAUCCAAUAAUGGUCGACUAUUUUAAAGAAUAUGCAAAAGUGCUAUUUUCAAAUUUCGGUGAUAGGGUUAAAUGGUGGAUUACAUUAAAUGAACCAUUGCAAAUGUGUAAAGGAUAUUCAAUUAGUAGUUAUGCACCCUUUUUAAAUUUGAGAAAUACUGGCCAUUAUUUGGCUGGUCACUAUCAACUUUUAGCCCACGGAAAAGUUUAUCGUUUAUAUGAUGAAAUAUUCAGAGAAAAGCAGAAAGGAAAUAUAAGUAUAGCACUUAAUACAGUUUUUUUUUUACCAAAAAAUAAAGAAUCGGAAGAAGACAGAGAGACUGCUGAACGAGCUAAUCAAUUUGAGAGAGGAUGGUUCAGUCACCCAAUUUAUAAGGGUGAUUAUCCACCUGUAAUGAGAGAAUGGGUAGAUAAAAAAUGUAAAAGUGAAGGACGACCAUGGUCUACAUUACCAACUUUUUCUGAAGAAGAGAUUAAAUUACUUAAGGGAACAGCUGAUUUUUAUUCUAUUAAUCAUUAUUCGACUCGAUUAACAACUCAUGGUUAUGAUCAAAAUCCUGUGUUCAACCCAGAUGGAGAAUAUAAAACUUCUAUUGAAAAAUCUUGGCCUGUAUCAGCUGCACCUUGGCUUAUAGUUGCACCAGAAGGCUUAUAUGAACUUCUUGUUUGGAUAAAAAAGGAAUAUGAUAACCCCCCAGUUAUCAUCACAGAAAAUGGAUAUGCUGAUGAUGGUCGAUUAAAUGAUUUGGAAAGAAUUGAUUACAUUAAAAGCCAUUUAAAUGUCACGCUUAAAGCUAUUAAUGAAGACAAGUGUGAUAUCAUAGGCUAUACAAUUUGGUCGUUAUUAGAUAAUUUUGAAUGGACGGACGGUUACAGAUAUCAUUUUGGAAUAGUAAGUGUUGAUUUCAAUAAUCCACGAAGACCACGAGUACCAAAAGCAUCAUAUCAAUAUUUCAAAAAAAUUGUUACUACUAAAAAGUUAAAUGUUUAAUUGGGUAAUCAUUUGUAUAGUGUAUGUCUAACUUUUUUCAAUUAAACAUUUGUUAUGAUUUAAAAUAAUUUUAAACAAAUCAUUAUUUUAAUUUAAAAAAUUGAAAUUAUAAGUAUUAGUUAGUAUAUUACCUCCAAAAAAUUAUGUUCAAUAUGCAUCUUUUUUUGUUGUAGUUGUAACAUUAUUAUAUCUAAAUUUUUCUAAUUAUGUAGUUUGUCUUUAAUUUAAUUGACAAAACAUAUAACUUUUGAUAAAAUUAUCAUUUUGUUCGAUGUUUUUUAAACAUUUAUCAUCUCCUUUGACUACGUUCAAAAAUCGUUUAACAUUAAUAAAAAAAAAAAAAGAAUAACAUUUUUUUAUUUAUUUCAAAA
Messenger RNA from Daktulosphaira vitifoliae (grape phylloxera), 1949 nucleotides. Its product is annotated as myrosinase 1-like. NCBI's taxonomy places the organism in Eukaryota, Metazoa, Arthropoda, Insecta, Hemiptera, Phylloxeridae. Gene Ontology annotation, molecular function: beta-glucosidase activity. The transcript is spliced from 12 exons. Gene Ontology annotation, biological process: carbohydrate metabolic process. Bases 163 to 1578 code for a protein of 471 amino acids. The record is from RefSeq and is a predicted model, not a curated record.